CAGCCUUUUGUGAUGCCUCAGUGUGGCAGUGCCCGUCCACACUCAUACCCACACCCACACCCAGACUCACACUCUUCCCAGCUCUACAAGUUGACACACUUCAAAAGGGCAUCCCUGCCUUCCUCCUGGGUAUCUCCUAGUCCAUCUGGGCUUCUCUUCCAAUUGGGACCCCCAACCAAAACUCUCUUGGGGACUUCAGGCAGGGGGAGGCCGUGUGAUGCCAGCCCUGUGAGGCAGGCAGGCAGGCAGGCAGGGUCACCAAUGUCUGCUUGUUAAUGUUGCAUUCAUACGAAAGUUGCAGCCUCAGAUCUUGCAAGACUGGCUGGACUUCCUGCCUUCCUCUUCAGCCUGGCCUGAGUUGUUCUGUGGCUGGAUUCGGGUCUCUUUCUCUGACCCGACUUGCCUGGGCAGCGGCUCUGACUGGCCCUUCAGCCCCUUUCAGGGGGCAGCUGGAGACCUUGUGCAGGGCAGGCCUUUUUGUGGAUGGGCUGAAGCCCCAAAGGAGCUGUGGGGCAUCCUUGAUUUAACCACAGCCACAAGCAUGGCUUACACCCCUUACUCCCUCUCUGCCCUUUGGGGACUUUGCUGGGAUCUCCCCCCCCCAAUGCAAUCCGAAGCAUCUCUGGGGCAGUAAACAGGUGCAAGACCAUUCUAAUUGGGGGGCACACCCAUUAUGUAAGGGAUGCCUUUCACUCCCAGCCAGAACUUCCCUCCUCUUCCUCAUUUCUCCCAUCACCUGGCAUCCCUCAGUUUCCCCUUUGUAAACAUGAAGAAGUGAAAAGGAUGGAGAAUUUAUUAAAGGUUUUAGGAGCAACGAUCCCAGUGGAUCGAUAAGACCUCAGAUUCCCUUUAGGAUCUCAGAUGCUGCUCAGCGAACAGUCCUUGAAAGUCUUGCAAUUUGGAAAUAAGAGGAACCAGCCAUGAUCUGCUUUUGAAUGGGUGAACUUCCUUGCUUUUCUUGCAGACAUUUCAUUGGCUAUCUUGGGAAUGAAACCUGUGCAAGAAUAAAAGCAGGCUCAAAGGACCUAACAAUGCAACCUACACUAUGAAAAAUUAGAUGUCUCUGAAAGCAACCAGAAGUUCAGCUGAAGUAGCUGAAACACACCUCACUGUUUAGCAGAGCUGUCCAUCCAGUCCAGUGGUGGGUUGUUCCCUGUUCGCCCCAGUUCUGGUGAAUCAGUAGUGGCGGCGGUGGGAGGCUCCGUCCACCCACCCAGACGUCAUUGAAAAAGCUCUGCGCAUGCGCAGAAGCACCAUGCGCUCGCAAAGCAAACCGGUAACACCAGGAUUUGAAUCUCACUACUGAUCCAGUCCAUCUUCUCUCAGGGCGGAAAAAUACACAUAUUACAUUCAGUCAUGCCCCCCCUCCUCACUCUUGGAGGGAGGGGACUUUCUCUAUUUUUAGACAGGCUGAAGCGUUAAAUGUUGGAGUAGGAUCAGGCAAGUAGAGGUCAUGGGGCACUUUCAGCCAUGUCGUUUCCGUAAAUGACUGGCUCAAUCGUUCUCAAUCGAUUUUGUAUGGAUGGAAAAAUUGCAGGAAGAUGAUGUGAAACCUGAAUGAUGUUAGGUCUUCACAGAGGGUGCAUUUCAGCUUCCGUUUGAGCAUGGACGAUGGAAUAAUUGUGCAUGAUGCAAUGGAAGUUCAACAUUUCCUUGUAAAUCAAGUAACAAUGGAGGCAUUGGGUUUGGGCAAUGAAGCCUGCGGAUUAAGAUAUUAAAAUGUGCCAGUGGAGCUGAAUAAAGUCACUUAGAAGAACAGCAAGGACCAGAAGAGCUGAAGGGCAACCAAGGAGAUGCGUCUCUUUUUAAUCUUUGCUUUGACUUUUGCUCUUUCUGCACAGCAGGAUAACAAGAAUGACGCUGAUGCAGAGUCUAUGGAAAAUGGCAGAGAAAUUAUGAAAAAAGUUAUAAGUGGAAUUGAUGGGAACACUCUAACAAAAUUAAUGGUAUCUUUGAAUGAUGACGAUUUGGACAAAUUAACAGAAUGUAUCCAGAGUGUUUGUGAAAUGAAUGAUUUUGUGGACCUCAUGCAGAAGAUAUUAUCUGUUUUUAGGAGAAAAAUUCAGGAUGAUAUUCUGAUAUAUCAAUUGAUGAAAAGUGGCAGUGAAAUGAUGAAAAAAGCUAUGAAUGGAAUUGGUGAGGAAAUGCUAACAAAAGUAAUGGAAUCUUUGAAUGAUGACGAUCUUGACAAAUUAACAGAAUGUAUACAAAGCGAUUGCGAAGUGGAUGAUUUCCUGGACCUCAUGCAGAAGGUUUUAAAUGUUCUUAAGGGAAUAUCGCAUGGUGAAAAAGCGAUAUAUCAAUUGAUGAAGGCAUUCAUCAAACAAGGUCCUCUGGCUGAAUUGGAAAGUAUAUUCUCCAAUAGUGACAAAAUGGCUCUCCCUUACCAUCAACCUGUCUCUGGUGGACUCCAUGCUGGGAUGUCUAUAUAUGUGCAAGGCACGGUGCCCAAAGACAGCAAGAGAUUCCGGGUGGACUUUGCCCGUAGCCAGGGAAAACAGGCCGACAUUCUCCUGCACAUGAGUCCUCGCAUUAAUGAGGAGAAAAUUAUGCUUGCCACGUUUCUGAAUAGGAGGUGGGGAAAUGGAGAGACACACAAGAUGUCCUUGCAAAAGAGCGAGCAUUUCGAGAUGAUCUUCUUUGUCAAUGGGGCUGGUUACCAGAUCCUGGUGAACGGGAGCCUCUUAUGCACCUUCAAGCACAAAAUGCACCCACAACGUGUGCGGGACAUUCGUGUGGAUGGAGAACUGAAGCUUCAAUUUCUGACUGUGAUGGGAGGACAAAUGAUGGGCAACUUGGCUCUCCCUUACUAUCAUUCUGUCCCUGGUGGACUCCAACCUGGGACGUCUGUAUAUAUGCAAGGCAUAGUGCGCAAAAAUGCCAAAAGAUUCCGGGUGGAUUUUACCUGUAGCAAGCGUAAGACGGCUGACAUUCCCUUCCAUUUCAACCCUCGCUUUGAAUAUGAGAAAUUUGUGCUCAACUCGUUUCAGGCCAGUAGGUGGGGCGAUGAAAAAAGUUGCAAGAUGCUCUUGCAGAAGGGCGAGUAUUUCGAGGUCAUCUUCGUAGUCACAGAGGCCGAAUACCAGAUAAUCGUGAACAAGAAGCCCGUUUGCAGCUUCCAGCACAGAAUGCCACCAGAAAGAGUGCAAGGCAUUGAGGUUGAGGGAGACCUGGAGCUGCAAUCCCUAACCAUGAUGGGAGGCUCAGUAAUGGAGAACACAACUCUCCCUUAUUAUCAACAUGUCCCUGGUGGACUCCAUCCGAGGAUGUAUGUAUAUAUGCAAGGCGCAGUGCCCGAACCCAGCAACAGCUCCUGGGUGAACUUCAAUGUGGACUUUGCAUGUGGCCAGCAUAAGGGAGCUGAUGUUCUCUUCCACUUCAACCCUCACUUUAAUGGGGGCAACGUUGUACUCAACACACUUCAGGCUGGCAGGUGGGGAAAGGAAGAGAAACACCAGAAUCCCUUCCGAAGGGGCGAGCAUUUUGAGGCCAUCUUCAUGGUCACUGAGGCUGGAUACCAGAUCCUGGUGAACGGAAACCACUUAUGCAGCUUCAGGCACAGAAUGCCACCAGAAAGUGUGCAGGGCAUCUGUGCCAAUGGAGACCUGAAGCUGCAAUCUCUGAUGGUGAUGAGAGAACCAACGAUGGGGAACAUGGCUCUCCCUUACCAUCAUUCUGUCCCUGGUGGACUCCGUCCUGGGAUGGCUGUGUACUUGCAAGGCACAGUGCUCAAACACAUCAAAAGUUUCUGGGUGACCUUCCAGGUGGAGUUUGCUUGUGGCCAGCAUAAGGAGGCUGACAUUCCCUUCCACUUGAAGCCUCAGUUUAUUGUGGACAAAGUUUUGCUCAACACAUUUCAGUCUGGCAAGUGGGGAAAGGAAAAGAAACACAAGAAUCCCUUCCGAAAGGGCGAGCCUUUUGAGAUCAUCUUCGUUGUCACAGAGGCGGGAUACCAGAUCCUGGUGAACGGGAGCCUCUUCUGUACUUACAAGCACAUAAUUCCACCACAAAGCAUACAGGUCAUCAGUGCCAGUGGACACCUGGAGCUGCAGUCUCUGAUUGUGAUGGGAAGACCAGUGAUGGAGAACACAAUGAUGACAAACCCUGCCUUCUACUCCCCACCGGUGCCCUACACAGGCAACAUCCCUGGAGGUCUGGGAGCCAACAAGACCAUCACAAUGCGAGGAUCUAUUCCAAAGAAUGCUACCAGAUUUGAAAUCAGUCUUAUGGCUGGCCAAGAACUUGCUCUAAACAUUAAUCCACGUAUGCAGCCAUGGAGAUGUGUGGCGCGCAACAGUUUACUGAAUAAUCAGUGGGGAACUGAGGAAAACAACCUGCCCUUUAACCCUUUCCAACCUGGGAAGCACUUUGAGCAAAGAGCUUGGGUAGCUGGCUGAUGAGAAGGCAGUCAGGCAGUCAGAAGUGGAGAGAAGAUCCAGCUGGUGUCUUCCAGAGGUGUAAGACUCCAUCUCCCAUAAUUCCCAGCUAACACAGCUUUGAGGAAUUGAAAUCUGAACCUCUGGAUUUUAUUUAAAUAGCAUAUUGCAUCUACAGAGGUCAUUCAAUCACUGAUGUACAAACAUACAUUUAAAUAAAACAUUAGCAUCAGUGGGGGGUUGCCCCCGGUUCGGUCCGGUUCUAUUGAACCAGUAGUAAAACCGCCCACCUACCACAACAUCAUCAUGGGAGAUCUGUGCAUGCGCAGAAGCUUCUGUGUAUGCACGCACAUGCUCCCAUUGUAAAUCAGUAGUAAAGGUAAGUAGAACCUACCCGUGAUUAGCAUAUAUAUAUAUAUGUGUGUGUGUAAUGUAUAUGUAAAUGUAUAGGUAUACACACGUUAUGUGGAUGAUAUAAUACAUGAGAUAAAAUAUUAAAUUAAGAUAAACAUAAUAAAAUCAUCAUAAUAUGGUGCCAUAGAGUUGCAAGAUGCUAAGUAUAAAUGAGCCUCUGGAAGGCUGGUGGAACAAAUACCGCCGCUGGUGGACAAGAGUCAAACUGACUCACCAGAAGGCCAUUCAGAAUCACGUUCUUAGCUCCCUCCUGGGAAAUUGUCUUUGCAUUGCCCUUGAGGGUUUUUCGGUGGUGUGUGUGUGUCAGUGGUGGCAGUGGUGGGUUACCCCCGGUUCACACCAGUUCUAUAGAACCGGUAGUAAAACCGGGGGAGGCUCCACCCACUGACCCUGAUGUCAUCAAAACGCUUCUGCGCUUGUGCAGAAGAGUGCACGCGCAUGUGGCCCUGUUGCAAACCGGUAGUAAAGGUAAGUAGAACCCACCCCUGAGUGGUGGGUUGCCUCCAGUUCGCCCUAGAUCGGGCAAACUGGUAGAGGCAACAGCGAGAGGCUCUACCCACCUGCCCGGAUGUCUCUGCGCAUGCGCAGAAGUGUUGUGCGUGUGCGCGAGCGCACAUGCACCCCCGAGCAAAACGGUAACGGCCUAAAUUGAAAUCCACUACUGGUGUGUGUGUGAGAAAAUAGUGUGGCACUUGCGUUCUCCCAAUGAAGCCUCACUCCUUAUGAAUGGGCCGUGCUUUUUUGAUUUUGAGAUUUUGGACUAUGGCUCAAAUUCAAAUUCAAACCUUUAUUGUCAGAGUACAACAUAUGUACUAUGAGAUUGGCUGAGCCUCCCUUCGUGCACCCCCCCAACACAAUACAAUUCACAGUGAAAAACAAAAAAAACCCACAAAUCCCUAGCCCAGUGAAUCCUGCUAACAAUUACCCAAUUCUAUUGCACCAUGUGAACUUAUUGCAUGUCGUACUAUGUUGCUGUAGUAGUUAUUUUUCAUUCAGGAGCCUGACAGCCCACGGAUAAAAACUGUUCUUCAGCCUGUUUGGGUGGCUGCCUAUGCUUCCAUAUCUCCUUCCCAAUGGAAGGAGAAUAAAGAGGUAGCUGACCAGGGUGUGAGUAAUCCCUGAAGAUUUUCCUCACUCUUCUAGGAGGACCAGAGGUGUUCCAGAUGUGCUGAUUUGCAACACUAACCUCCUUCCUGUCUUCCCAGCUCUCGAUCCGUUGUGACAACUACAAGUUCAAGGUUUAUACCAACGGCCAUCACUUGUUCGACUUCACCUAUCGCUAUGUCCCUAUCAAAAACA
Pantherophis guttatus is the source of this 6089-nucleotide messenger RNA. The record is from RefSeq and is a predicted model, not a curated record. NCBI's taxonomy places the organism in Eukaryota, Metazoa, Chordata, Lepidosauria, Squamata, Colubridae.